AUGGUGGUCUCAAAUCUGAUGGAGUCAAUCUCCAGGGUUUGGCCCUUCAGCCGAGUCUUAGAGUUGACCGAUGAGGGCUACUUCGUGAACCCCCAAAUGAGCGACAGCGACCUCGACACGGAAGCCGACGACGGCGAUGCUACCGAUACAAUUGAUGAGGCCAUGGCCCAUGACACUGCUACACCGUCUGCGAUCCAAUCAUUCCUCUCGACCGGGUGGCUUCCUGGACUGCCAGGACAGUACGAUUCUUCUCCCACCGCGGGACACGAGGGUGACGCCCAGUAUGAUGACGACCAUGACAACGAGCCAAACGGAACCACUGAGGUUGCUCCAAUCAGUGCUUUCUCACACGGAAACUCCAACAUCGACGAAAUGCACGGCCAGAAUGUCCUCAGUGCGCUCGAGGAGAGCGAUUCAGACUCGCAAGAGACCGACGAGGACUCCACCAACGACACCAGGAUUGCCAAAGAGGCCUCAAUGGUGGAGAACGACGACCUCGAAUCCCAACUGUUCAAGCACAACCCGUGGCGGACUCUUGCGAGAUUCCGCAACCCCAUGAGGCAGGCGGACGUCUCCCUGUACUCUCGCUUCCCCAUUCUGCGCAUGCCAGCCGAGCUUCUCUUCAUUGUGGCUGAGCACCUGCCCAUUGAAUCCGCCGCCUGCCUUGCGCUUGCAUGCAAGACGACGUACCUGGCCCUGGGAGCCGGCUGGUUCAGGAUGCCGAAGCCCAAUCUCUGGAACUUCCUCCUCAUCAUCGAACACGAACGCCUGAAUUCAUUCGCCUGUCCCCGUUGUCUCAAGCUCCACCGACCUCCGAACUCUUUCUCCGGGUAUCACAGUCACCGGUGCAGCGUUUCGCGUGUGCUGGACACCGGCCUACCUGAUACCAUUUCGCCCGGACUAGUCAAGAUGAUUGGGAGAAAGUACUUCGAGGAUCCCAGGGCGGCUCAGGAAUGCCUUUCGUGGGUCACAAUGGCUGCCAAGAAGACGACUCGGCAUAUCAAGCUCGCUACGCAUGUCAUCCCGCGAAUGCUGGACGGGAGUCUGUUGCUCCGGACUGAGACCUACAUUCAUCCUUUCCGCAACGGCAAUUUGACAGAGCGCUCCCUCAUGGAAAUGAUAUACCACAUCGUAGUGCUCUGCGGGUUUUUUCACAACAAGCUUCCUCCAGUGUGCGACCAUCAGGAGUGGGAAUCCCUUCUCCCAAAUCUUCCCACACUGUGGAAGUCUAUCCAGCCAACCAGAUGUGUCUGCGGCAGCAGUACAAGCAGCGGCAAGAGACACAUGUUACGCUGCUAUCCCACCAAGAGAAUGUUCAGCCCGCCAGCUCGUGGUCUCAGGUCGCCAAACAUAGCAUGCUUCCUCACCCACAAGCAGCCCUGCAAAUCCUGCAAGCGAAAUGCCGACGAUCUCUACGAGGGUGAGAUAAAGGGCUGCAAGAAGUGCGCGACCGACUUCUGCAUCUCUGCUCGUAAGGUGCCCGAAGUAGGCACUUGCCUGGUGCUCACCUCCUGGAAGAAUAUCGGCGGCGUCGGACCAGGCGAUGCCGACAACUGGGACCGUCACGUCACGAGUCGCCGUUCGCCUUAUGGCAUGAUCGAGGAUGACUUUCGAUCGGAUCGCCAGGUGGGCAAGGUUUACAAGGCAUUUGAGAACAUCACGGGCGGCAGGGCCGGACGCCUUAAGCCCUACAGCCCGCAGACGGACUCGAAGAUGGUUCGAGAUCUCACCCGCCGCGUACGAAAGUAUAGGCACAACGCGGAUGAUACCACAGACGCCGAGGCCUUGACGGCAAGUGAGGCAAGUGAGGAAGAUGAGGACAGUUCGUGA
Molecule: messenger RNA, 1830 nt
Organism: Diaporthe citri
Lineage: Eukaryota; Fungi; Ascomycota; Sordariomycetes; Diaporthales; Diaporthaceae
Exons: 2
Coding region: 1-1830 (609 amino acids)
Source: RefSeq, a predicted model, not a curated record